UAUAUAAAAUCAUUACAAAAUUUUCAAGUAUAUGUACUCAUACAAAACUAACUAAUAUUACUAGUAUUCACUAAUCUGGAGAUAUAUACAUAUAUGGCAUUGGUGAUCAACCAUCUUGGCACAUUUUUGCUCAUCGUUUUUGUUUUCGUAGCAUCAUCAGGGGUAAGAGUAUCUGAGUGCACAAAAUUUACCAUCAUCAACAACUGCAACGAGACCAUAUGGCCCGGAAUCCACCCCAGCAACUUCAGCACAGGCGGCUUCGGCCUCCGCCCAAAUCAGUCGGCCGUGUUCAGCCCCCCGCCCGCAUGGCACGGCCGCAUAUGGGCCCGCACUGCUUGCGACUUCACCCACAACGGUACGUGCCAGACGGGCGGCUGCGGCCCUAGCCUCCAGUGCACCGAGCCGGGGCAGCCGCCGGCCUCCAUUGCCGAAUUCGCCCUCGGAGGCGACAUCGACUACUACGACGUCAGCCUCGUCGACGGCUUCAACCUGCCCCUCCUCAUUGUGCCGCUAAGCGGCAAGGGCAACUGCAGCUCCGCUGGCUGCGACGUUGACCUGCGGCCCGACUGCCCGCCCGAGCUCGCCAUGAGGUCGGGUGGGAAGGUCGUGGCCUGCCGGAGCGCUUGCAACGCAUUCGACACCGAUGAAUACUGCUGCAGGGCGGCCUUCUCGACUCCGAUGGCGUGUUUGCCGACGAACUACUCGAGAAGGUUCAAAGUGGCCUGCCCUGCAGCUUAUAGCUUCGCGUAUGAUGAUCCAACAAGUAUUGUUACGUGCUCCGCUGCAGAUUAUAUGCUCGCUUUUUGCUCUUCAAAGAACCAAACGGCGUCGCAAUGUACCUAUCAUGACAACAAGCUUAUAUGCAAUGCAGCAAGUGGGAUGUUGAAGAUGAAGCAAUUGUGGCGAGUGAUGGCAGUUUUGGUGGCCAUUGUCUCACCAGUUCUGAUGUAACGGAUAGUUUAGAAAAGGUAUAAUGGAGUAACUUCAUGUAAAAAAAAAAGAAUCUUCACUUUAAUUUUAAAAUAUGUCUGAUAGUUAUUAAAUUAUUUAUUUAAUUUAAUUUUGUUAAUGAGAUUGGAAUUCAUCGUGAUUUAUUUGUAAAAUAAAAUUUCGAUGUCUGUAAUUUACAUAUACUGUAACAUUUUGGUAAAUAAAAAUGACGUCGUUUUAUACGUUGA
Messenger RNA from Salvia miltiorrhiza (redroot sage), 1178 nucleotides. RefSeq names its product pathogenesis-related thaumatin-like protein 3.5. Gene Ontology annotation, cellular component: extracellular region. NCBI's taxonomy places the organism in Eukaryota, Viridiplantae, Streptophyta, Magnoliopsida, Lamiales, Lamiaceae. The record is from RefSeq and is a predicted model, not a curated record. Gene Ontology annotation, biological process: defense response. The transcript has 3 exons. Bases 94 to 951 code for a protein of 285 amino acids.